CGUUUCAGGUUUAUCUGCAUUUUCUGUGGUCCAGUAAACAUAUAUAGUUUGCUGUAUUCUUCUUCCGUAGUGAAACCUUGCAAGUAUAAAUGUGUCUGCUUUUACUUUCUUAUGACAGUAAAAGAAGCGUUGAACUAGAAAGAGCAGUAUCACUACAGUCACAUAAAGAUGGCGGCAGUAGUUGUGCAGCAGGUUCCCUCUAAACCUCAGGAAACUCUCUGGAAUUCAGGAAUAUGUGACUGUUUCCAGGACUUAAACUCUUGCUGCUAUGCGUACUGGUGCUGUCCAUGUUUUGCCUGCUCCACUGCUGGUGAGUUUGGGGAGAGCACCUGUCUUCCUUUGGUGGACAUACUGGGACCUGCUGUCAUGGCCAGUUUUGGAGUUGCAUUUUGUGUGCCACCUGUGACUAUGUCAUUGAGGGUGGCAAUUCGACACAAAUAUAACAUCAGGGGCAGUAUCUGCAACGAUAUCGCCGUGUCUUGCUGCUGUGUUAUGUGCUCAUGGUGUCAGAUGAACAGAGAAAUUAAAGCACGCAAAAAUGCACCAAACAUGAUAUUGACCACACAACCGCUGGUUCAACAAUCAACCACCACAACACAAGUGAUCACUUCACAGCAGACGGUUGGAAUGCCGGCAGCUCCUGCAGUCCAGAUGGUGCCGGGUCAACCAGUUAUUGCCAAAGUUGUUCAAUAGAAAGUCAUACUCAGGUGUGCAUUACACGUAAAUAAUGUUGACACGUAAUCCCUUUUGAUCAAUAUUAUAAUAUCUAAUCAGCUUAAUUAGAAUAAAAGACGUAUAAAUUCCUUGGGUGAGUUUAAAUAAGAAAUGUCUUGGUAUUGUUUACUCUUUCUGAUUUUUCUAUGAUUGAGUCUGGUGAUCAGAAAUAUUUAAAAGAUUUAAUAUUCAAAUAAUAAAAAAAUACAUCUGAGUAAAUAUUAUAAUAGAAAUCUCCUCUCAUUGGGUGUUACAUGUCUUGUCUGUUUUUUCCUUGCUUAACGUGUCCAUGUUUAUGUUGUGUCUGAGCACAUGGCUUAUCCUGUGUUUGUGUCUGCCAUGUGCUCCUCUAUUCCUCCUUCCUUUUUUCCCAGCUGCCACGCCCCUUUGUUUAGCACUUAUCUAGUUCUUUUAAGUCUUAGUGUCUCCACCUGGUCCACAAGUUCUUUCCUCCCUUAUAUUGUGCUCUCUUCCCGCAUGUUUUGGCCUGUUCAUGGUUGCUUGUUUGAGUCUGUGCUUCUUUUUCAGUCUGUGUUUUGUGUUUGCUGUGCUUUGUUGUGUUUGUUCUUAUGCUUCUAGUGUCUCCCCUAUCCAGUUUAGCAUUUAUCUGGUAUCCUUGUUAAGUAGCUUAAGUGUUUGGUUUCUUUUAUUUGUUAAUUUCUUCCUUUUUUUCCUCUUAGCUUUGUAUUUCCUACAGUUUUAGUAUUACCUUUUUGUGUUUUGUUUUUUUAUAAAAAAAGAUUGUGUGUUUUGUUUUGUUCCCCCUGUCUGUUCUGUGUGCCUUGUCUCUGUUCUUUGUUUUUGUCCAACCCUGCCCACUGCUCAGUCUCCUACCCUUCCGGCAUUACUUGGAUUCUGGCUGCAUUAUCCGGGAUUCACCAGCACUACCCAAUACAUUCACCAUUGAACUGUUCUGCACCUAACCCCUAUUACAUUGUCACAUUUGUCAAUAAACAUCCUCUGCACUCAG
This is a messenger RNA of Danio rerio (zebrafish), 1684 nucleotides long. NCBI's taxonomy places the organism in Eukaryota, Metazoa, Chordata, Actinopteri, Cypriniformes, Danionidae. The record is from RefSeq and is a predicted model, not a curated record.